Messenger RNA from Theobroma umbraticum, 1353 nucleotides. Its product is annotated as GEM-like protein 4. The record is from RefSeq and is a predicted model, not a curated record. Lineage: Eukaryota; Viridiplantae; Streptophyta; Magnoliopsida; Malvales; Malvaceae.
GUACGGGCUAGUCUUAUUAGAUAAGUAUAUACCUGGAACAGUUACUAUUGGCUUGCAAAGAUUAGAUUAAAUUCCCUUCGCUCUUCUGCCCUUUGUUCAGUCCGAGGUAAGGGUUAUGUUUAUGUGUAGCUAAUCCAAAAGUCUGUGUCGGCCUUUGAGAGAAUGAGUGGGUUUCCUUCGGAGCAUGAUGGAUCAGUUCGCAGAUAAGGUCAUGGAGAGUCCAUCCAUAAAUUCAUAUGGAAAAACCUUCUUCUCUAUCUGAACCUGUCAGCAUAAUCCAAAGUCCCUGCUCUUCCUCAGAUGCCUCCUCCUCCUUCUGAUCCUGUAAGCCCUAACAACUCUCUUUGAAUUCUCUCCUUACUCCCUUUUUAGCCUGCCGCUGUUUCUUUUUCUGUCUAUACUUUGAGCCACACACAAUAAGCAGAAGAAAUGGAUUUCAAGAUGGGUAAUACAAAAAAUUUGAGGAAGGAAAGCAGCAACUUUGCAUCCAGGCUCCGUGACCAUGUGAAAAUGGGGUCAAAACUGUCUGAAACAGUGAAGGGAAAGUUGAGGUUGGGGGCCAAGAUCAUUCAAGAAGGCGGAAGGGAGAAUAUUUUCAAACAAAAAUUUGGAAUGGCAGAAGGAGAGGAGAUGCUAAAGGCUUCCCAAUGUUAUCUGUCAACAACAGCUGGCCCUAUUGCAGGCCUCUUGUUUGUUUCUACAGAAAAGGUGGCCUUCAUCAGUGAUAGUUUAAUCACCGUUUCUAGUGCUACUGGACAAUCAAUCAGGAUACCUUACAAGGUUAUGAUACCAAUAAGGAAGAUCAAAAGAGCCAACCGGAGUGAGAACGUGAACAAGCCAGCAGAAAAGUACUUAGAAGUAGUGACGAAAGAUUGUUUCGAGUUCUGGUUCAUGGGGUUCCUACGGUACGAGCAAGCUCUUGAUAGUCUUCAAAAAGCCCUCUGGUUGGUCGACAUUCAGCUAACUCCAAAAUGUAGAAGAAGGCUGUUUCUAAAAUCUGCAUAGGAUACAAAAAUCUCCAAUUUUUCCAUCAGGGAAAUUAAUAGGUUCGAGAAGUUUUGUUAAAGAGAAAAGGCUCUUCUGAUUGUGCAAACCAUACAACAUUCGUAUUCAACGUUUAUCACAUAGUAUGGUAGAAGAGAUUUUUUUUUUUUUUCCUUUGUGUGUGCCGCCUACUGUUGACUUACGACACAAUGUGCCCAAGAAAAUGCCUACAAACUGACCAGGCAAUGGAAUAUGCUACAAAUCCCAGUAUAACAUGUACUCUACGCCGGCCUAGUAUUUUUCUUUUGUUUGAUCAAGCUUAGUCAUACCUGACCAAACAUAUGUAGCAUAUAGAGUCAGAAGAAUUAU